Molecule: messenger RNA, 2435 nt
Organism: Sphaeramia orbicularis (orbiculate cardinalfish)
Lineage: Eukaryota; Metazoa; Chordata; Actinopteri; Kurtiformes; Apogonidae
Gene: slc7a9
Product: solute carrier family 7 member 9
Exons: 13
Coding region: 122-1612 (496 amino acids)
Biological process (GO): amino acid transmembrane transport
Cellular component (GO): membrane
Molecular function (GO): L-amino acid transmembrane transporter activity
Source: RefSeq, a predicted model, not a curated record
UUCACUUCACUUCAGUGUCAUUUGUGGAUUCAUAUCACUGCAACUGGAUCUGAAAAUAGUAACAUUGAAGGUUCAUGGAGUUUUACUGAGGUGGUUUUAUUUGGGCUAAUAUCAGUGUGAAAUGGAUGAAGGCAGAGUUAGGAGGAGGAAGGAAUCCCAGAAUGGUUCUACUGGUCACAAUGUAGACUCUCAGUCUGAAGACCGGCAGCCUGAGAAAGUCAUUGCACUCCAGAAGGAUGUUGGUCUUGUGAGUGGCAUCUGUCUGAUUGUGGGGACUAUGAUCGGCUCAGGCAUCUUCAUUUCCCCCAAAUCUGUGCUGCUGUAUUCUGGAGCUAUAGGACCCUGUCUCCUCGUGUGGGCUGCCUGUGGGGUCUUAUCCACUCUUGGCGCGCUGUGUUAUGCUGAACUUGGCACCAUGAUCACCAAGUCUGGAGCAGAGUAUGUUUACUUAAUGGAGGCUUUUGGCUCAGUCGUAGCUUACCUGUACUCCUGGACCACACUCAUUGUUUUGAAGCCCUCCUCUUUUGCCAUCAUCACCCUCAGCUUUGCAGAAUAUGCCUCCACUCCCUUUUACCCAGGAUGCGCUCCUCCUGUUGUCGUUACCAAGUGUCUGUCGGCAGCAGCUAUUUUUUCCAUUGUCAUUGUCAACUGUUUUAGUGUCAAACUGGCAAGUUAUGUGCAGAACAUCUUCACUGCAGCCAAACUUUUAAUCAUUAUCAUUAUAGUGGUGGCUGGCAUUGUUCUCUUGGCACAAGGAAAAACAGAGAACUUUUCAAAUGCCUUUGAGAGCACAUCAGUAUCUGUUGGAGCCAUCGGACUUGCAUUUUAUAAUGGACUCUGGGCUUAUGAUGGAUGGAAUCAGCUGAAUUUCAUAACAGAGGAGCUGAAAAACCCAUCCAGGAACCUGCCACUGGCUAUUAUCAUUGGCAUCCCUUUGGUAUCUGUUUGUUACGUCCUGGUCAACAUGGCGUACUUCACUGUCAUGACCACUACUGAACUGCUGUUGUCUCCGGCUGUUGCUGUGACUUUUGGAGACAGAGUCCUUUACCCUCUGUCUUGGAUCGUCCCAGUCUUUGUUGUCUUCUCCACAUUUGGGUCGGCCAAUGGGAGCUGUUUUACUGCCGGAAGACUGGCCUAUGUAUCGGGAAGAGAAGGCCACAUGGUGAAAAUCUUAUCCUACAUCAGUCUGAAACGCUUCACGCCAUUACCUGCUCUAUUAUUUAAUGGCAUUUUGUCCAUUAUCUACAUCAUCCCAGCUGACAUUAAUACCCUCAUUAACUACUUCAGUUUUGCUCAGUGGCUGUUUUAUGGAAUGACAGCCCUGUCUCUCAUAGUUUUACGCUUCACGAGGAAGGAACUCCACAGACCAGUGAAGGUGCCGAUUGUCAUAGCAGUACUAAUGGUCCUGGUGUCCUUAUACUUGGUCCUGGCUCCCAUCAUUGAUAAGCCACAGCUCGAGUAUCUCUACUGUUCUAUCUUCAUCUUCAGUGGACUCUUCUUCUAUUACCCCUUUGUUCACCGUAAGGUCACCUGGGGACGCCGUCUCAUGAGGCCUAUCACCAUGCAUCUCCAACUGCUGAUGGAAGUAGUUCCACCUGAGAUAACUGAAUGAAAAGGGACUGAAUGAUGGUCACAUCAACUUCUUCUUCUCAUUUGCCCUGUCCAGAAACUUGUCGGUUGGUUUGCAAAUUAUGGCUGGAAACUUUUUCAUAGAGUGCAUGAGAGUACCAGUUUCACAUAAAGGAAACCUGACUUCAUGUUUGCCAUUUUACAUUACUGGUUUAUUAAAAUGUAUUAUAUGGUAUAGUUAAUUUUCAGUGUAUGAUCAGAGAUAGAAUGUUACGUAACCCACAUUAUGGGAAAUGUUACACAACACAUUGCACAGAAAACUCGUAGAGUUCAUAAAGUGAAUAACAAACAAUGUUCACACAGUCUUUUUCUUUUUGACGCAGUUAUGUUAAACAUUUUCAUGUAAUGAAUGUGCAAUAGAGUUUCAUUCCAAAGAUCAUUUGCUUUGUAGCUGCUACAGGAUUUGCCUUGUGUAAAGGGAAAAAGUAAACAUUUUGUUUGUAUUAACGAAAGAAGCUCAUGAAAGCUCAGUAGAGUUCGUAAAGAAGAUUUAUGCUGAAAUGUUUACUUUAUUUCUCCUGAGGGUGUAACAACUAAUCAGAAUUACUUACAUGAUGUUUGCACAUUAAGCUUUAUUUUCUCUUUCGUUUUGUAAUAUACUGUAACAACGCUACAUAGUAUUAUGAAGUGAUCAUUGCAGGUUUUAAUCUUGUUGAGCACUAAGCGGGCAGGAAAUAAUUUCCAGUGACAGUAAUCAUGGACUGCUGUUCCAAAUGUUGUCCACCAGAUGUCAGUAAAACACUGUUCUUUACACAUGUAGUUGCUGUUCUGUCAUUUUCAUAUUUUCUGAGACAUUUGUAAGAUUU